ACGCCGGUUCCCUCCCAGGAAGUCACCAAACAGGGGGAGGUGAGACGGGACGAGGUGGUGGCCUAUUUUGCUGAUUCAUCCAUAGACUGCAAUAUUCAGCUUCUAUUUCCUCCUGCAGAGCGGGGGUGUUACGGGGGGCGGAGUGGGGGAGGUGCGGACCGGGAGCUGAGUCACUGCCCAGAGCUCCCUUCUAGCUGCGAACUUAAGCGGGAGUCAGGCUCAACCCAGACGCUACUACUUCAUCCACACCCCGGAGGGUAAAGCGAAAGUGGGAGGAGCGGAAGUGUAGAAAAAGCCGAGCUCGGAAAGGUUUUUCUUAGAACAGCGUCCGAAGAGAAAGCCCAGUAGAAAGAGGGUAUUCUAAGGCUGUUUGAGAAAGGAACCCAAGCAGGGGAACGCUUCAGGGGCUCCUCGCCUCCAUUCCCCUCUGGAUGUUGAAUGGUACACUCCGAGCUGGAGCUAGAGUCUGGGUGCUAGGGAAGUCUAGGAGAGUGGCGGGUAGGAUGGGGCUACGAGCCGGAGGCCCCCACGGGCGAGCGGACCCAGAGGUCGGUGCAGAGGAACAGGAUCGGGCCUCUGAAUCGGGGGGUCGCAGCAUCCAUUCUGGCACCAUCGCUACCGUACACAAUGUGCCACUGAGCGUCCUCAUCCGGCCGCUGCCCUCCGAGCUGGACCCAGACAAGGUGAAGAGCCUCAUGGACACCAUCCAGGAGGACCCAACCCAGGUGCCGCCUAUUGAUGUCCUAUGGAUCAAAGGAGCUCAAGGAGGGAACUACUACUACUCUUUCGGGGGAUGCCACAGAUAUGCAGCCUACCGGGAGCUGCACAAGGAAACAAUUCCUGCCAAGCUGGUCCAGUCCACGGUAUCCGACCUUCGUGUGUACCUGGGUUCUUCCACGCCAGACUUGCAGUAGUAGUCCCCAUGGACCUUUGGAUCCACUGAAAUGUUUCUUCGUUUGACCAUUGAAGAAGCCAGGAGGAGCCAACAAAAUAAACAUUAGGCCCCACAAAGGCCGUGCAAUGGACUUCUGACUCAGAACAGGCUGACACGUAGCUAUUCCUUGAAGGCCAGAGAAGAGGAAUAGCAAAUCUUUCCCUGUGAGUGGUAUUUUUAGACUCUCAUGUCUCCGACCUGAAGGCUGUUGGCCUGGGGUUUAAGUCCAGAAAGGAGCACCCUGUCACACCCCACAGUGGGGUGUGAAGCAGUGAGGUGUAAUGGAAAGAGGAGUGAACUUGGAAUUAGAAUCCACAUUGUUCAGAUCCCAAUUUUGAUACUACCUGUGUGAACAGCUAGUUCUCCUCAUCUAUAACUGAUUGACUAAAGUCAGGCUGUCUUCCUACACUAGAGCAUAGUUAUGUUUCUAAGAUGAUGUGAUAAGGGAAAGGAUAGAAGAUUGGGGGGAGGAAUAAAAGAAGUGAGGGGGACUAAAUGCCCCUUUCCCAACUUUCUGGAUGGAGGGGGCACCUCCUGUUCAUAUGAGGCUAAGGGAUCCAUGUUUAAUUCUCAUUCUUUUCCCCCAUGGGAAUUAGGAACUCUUGCUCCCUCUUUUUUUUUUUUUAAACCUAACUUACUUUCUCUCCUAGAAACUACUCCAGGACAUAAGGGCAGGGGCUAGAAAAACAAGGUAGACUUGCCCAAGGUGACUCAGCUGCAAAGUAUCUAAAGUCAUAUUUGAAUUCAGGCCCUCCUGACUUCAGGCCUGAUGCUCUAUCUACUGUGCUACCUAGUUGCCCCUCACCCCUUAAAUUAAAUAUAUUUAUGUGAAUUUUCUUCCUCUUUAAAAAGAUACUAAGGAAAAUAUAUAUACAUAUAUAUGAGGAAGAAAAUUCACAUAUGCAACAAUAAUAAAUGAAAACCCCAAUAAAUUCUAAUUUAGUAGAAAGUACUUUAGGCUUGGAGUAAGGUGGAGCCAUGAGCAAGUCGCCUCAUUCCCAAGUCUCUAUUUUCUUACCUAUUAAGUUGUGGUAAGAAUCCUCUCAAAGUUGUUGUGAGGAAAAUUCUUUGUAAAAUUCAAAGUGCCAGAGAGAUGGGAAUCAUAGUGAUCUAAUUCUCAUGAUGAGAUUAAGAUGGAAAGUCUGGGGACCAGUUGCUUCCUGCUAUUCGUCUUUUAUAUUUCUUAUUCCUUCGGGCUAUUGUGCAGGUAGAUAAAAUGACUAAUUUUUAUAACUGAAUAAAUGUAUUCCUAUAUAAGCACACUUCCUGUAGAAUCACUGAAGACGUCUUUGAAUUAACUCCAGUAGCAAAAACAACAUCAGAGAUGGCACGUAUAUCAUCACCAUUAUUAUUGUUGUUGUUGUUGUUAAGUUUUGGAAGAGUUGCUGUUUCGCAUUGAUUGAGAAAGUUCCCUUGAUAGGAGUUUCCCAAAACCAAUGAAAUCACAGAUCUGGGUCACAUCAUUAUUGUUGUGGUUAUUAUGUUUGUGAUGAUGAAGUUGUUGAUGAUGGAAAAAUGGUUUGAUGAAGGAAGGUGACAAGAAGGGAUGUAGAUGCCAUACCCCAGAGUCCCCUAGACCUGUCUGCUGCUGAAAAACAGUGGGAAGAGGAAACGGGGAACCCCUUCUCUCUGGGCAGGAUCCUGUAGGUUCUUCCUAGUCAGAUCAGCCUCUAUAGAACAUCCGUAAAAUCCUAUUCAGGUUUCUGAUUCUCUGGGAAAUUAACUAAAUUGGAAGCACAGGUCCCUUCUGAGCCCCUUGAUCUUCUACCCUCAGAGUAUGAUGGGGAAGGAAGAAUGAGAAGAGGACUCCUGGUAUCCCCAAAAAUCUCCCAGGCUUCUUUUGUACUCUUAUAGAGAGCCACCAGGAGAUGGCACUAUGAUCCUACCAGUCCAAGACCUGACAAAUUUUAUACCAACUAGAGAGACUUGUCCAGUGUAGACUGGCUGGGGCUUGAAGAUCCACUCUGCCCUUGUGGCACUGUUCAACCUCAAACUCAUAGGACCUCAGUCCUGGGAGGACCCUUGGGACAGAGAAUAAUAGAUUUGGCACAGAACUUCAACAAUUCAAUUCAGCAAACAUUUAUGAAACAUCUAUACUAAUAAAGAAUACAAUUCUGAGGGAUGUACAACAUCUGGUUGAGAACAUAGAAUGUUAGAGCUCAAAAGAAUCUUAGAGAUCAUAUUUAAAAAGAGGAAAGUAAGGCACUGGGAGGGGAAGUGACUUUUCUAAUGUCAUAGAGUGAAUUAGGGUCAUAGGUAAGAGCUGGAAGAGACCUUUGAUAGUGGCAAAAUUCAACUUAAACCUCACAUCUCCCAACACCCAAUCCAGUGCUCUUUCCCCUCAGACCCCCCAGCCUUACACAUACCACAAACACAUCCAUGUACAUAAUCAGUCAAGAAAUACUGCUUAUGGAUCAACUAUGUUCCUAGGCUCUGGGGACAAAGUGAAGCUCUUAAAACUUACCUUCUCUCAACAUGAGCAUGCUAAUAAUGAGGGAGGUCAUGAAAUGGAUUCCUAAGUCAUUUAUAAAGAAAUGAAUCUCACUGCUUUCAGAGAUGUGGACAGUGAAAUGGGCACCAAACUCAAGCCAGAUGACUCUGGUUUGAGAUUUUCCUAUGAUACUUAAGAGCUGUGAGACCUCUGGCAAAUCUCUUGACUUAUCCUGGCAUGAAUUUACAUACCUCUAAAAUUAAAGGUUUGUACUAGUUUAUUUCUAAA
Monodelphis domestica (gray short-tailed opossum) is the source of this 3653-nucleotide messenger RNA. RefSeq names its product sulfiredoxin 1 (gene SRXN1). NCBI's taxonomy places the organism in Eukaryota, Metazoa, Chordata, Mammalia, Didelphimorphia, Didelphidae. Gene Ontology annotation, molecular function: sulfiredoxin activity. Gene Ontology annotation, biological process: cellular response to oxidative stress. The record is from RefSeq and is a predicted model, not a curated record. Gene Ontology annotation, cellular component: cytoplasm.